Penaeus indicus is the source of this 2903-nucleotide messenger RNA. RefSeq names its product dual specificity protein phosphatase 3-like. Gene Ontology annotation, molecular function: protein tyrosine/serine/threonine phosphatase activity; MAP kinase phosphatase activity. The transcript has 3 exons. The annotation marks the transcript as partial. The record is from RefSeq and is a predicted model, not a curated record. Gene Ontology annotation, biological process: negative regulation of MAPK cascade; protein dephosphorylation. NCBI's taxonomy places the organism in Eukaryota, Metazoa, Arthropoda, Malacostraca, Decapoda, Penaeidae. Gene Ontology annotation, cellular component: cytoplasm.
GGCCUGUACAUUGGGGAUCUGGGAGCAGCUAAGAACAAGGAUUACCUGAAGCAAGUAGGAAUAACACAUGUUGUGAACACAGCUCAAGGGAACAAGUUUGCUACGGUUGACACAGAUGAUGCUUAUUAUAACGAUGUUGGUAUCAAGUACCUUGGCAUGAAGCUCCUAGAUAUACCCACUGCUAACAUAGCUCAGUAUUUUGAAGCUGGAGCAGAGUUUAUCGACGAAGCUCUCUCGAGUGGGGGUAAAGUGCUGGUCCAUUGUUUCAUGGGAAUCUCUCGCUCAGCCACCAUUGCAUGUGCCUUUCUGAUGUUGAAACGGAGACUUGGUGCUCAAGAAGCACUGGAGACUCUCCGCAAAAACAGAUCCAUUUACCCCAAUGAUGGCUUUCUGAACCAAUUGGCAGACUUGGAUAAUAAGCUUCGCAAAGAACGUGGGGAACUUUAAUUGAGUGAUAAAAAGAAAGCGGAGAAAGUGUCUUAUUUUUUAUAUUUGAUUUUUUUGGUUUAUUAUUACUUAAUUUUUUUUAAGUAAGAUGUAAAAGAUAAGAAUAUGUAUCACAAUAAUGAAUACCAUUCGUUCAUUAUUAUUUUAUUUCUAUUUUGAGACACAUGUAUUAUAAAGAGGAAAGAAACAGAAGAAUAUUUUAUAUUCAGAGGCUUCCUUGACACAUUUCAUUCACAAAGAACAUGAGCUUAUUUUAUCUGUUCUUAUUCAUAAUGUAUGUAUUCUUAAAGAGCAAAACUUCACCGUUACUGGGAAAUGUGUACACAUGUGUAUUGUAUCAUUCUUUUUCUCUGUAGUUAAUUUUUCUUUUUCCUUUAGUUGAUAUAUACAUUAAUAAGUUUUAAUUUGGAUAAUUUGAACUUCUAUUACAUCGUGGAAUUUAAAACUCAAGGAAUUUUCCAUAUUUUUUUCUCUUCUGCUUUUUAGUAAGUUAAAUGAUAGUAUGCCAUAGCAUGACAGAUAAUUAACUUGCAUAUUGUGCUAUUACAGUGCCGGGUAUAUUUUGAUAUCCUCUAGGAUAAGUAUACUAUUGUACUGCAUCUGAUAUCUGUUGUGCUUAGCUUAUUAGAGUUUGCAGGAAAGGUCAACCAAAGAGUCAAACACAGUGUUAAUGAUUGGGAUUUUCUCCCGUGUCUCUCUGCCAAUUGGUUUUCUAUCUUCUACACAAAAAUAUUAUUCAGAAAGGUUAAUUUUCAGUGUAGUUUGGUGACUUGUAUGAAUGCUUGAAAGUAACCAAGGGAGAACACUGGUAUAGUUAGUGUUCAAGACUUCAUGUUAUUAUGAAAUUUGUGAAUUUAAACACUUUUGUUUUGUGCUCUUCAAUCUCUUGAUAUUCUGAAGGGCUAUUAUGUAUGUAACAAUAGAAUUAUCUCUCUGAAGUACAAGUAAACCUCGUCUUACAGUAAUGCUCACACUUCAUAAUAAGGAGAUAAGAAAAUAAGAUGAUUUUCAUUACUGUUUCCUGUAGACAAUUUUGUAGAUAAUAUAGAUGUGCAUUUUGUAGAUGUGCAUUGAAGGAAACAAAUCAAGAACUUAUUUUAUUAUGCUCAGAAAUACUCGACUAGAUUUGAGAGGAGUGUUUAGGCGUUUCUUUUUUCUGUUUCUUUUUUGUGGUAAUACCUUUGUGAAGGUAUGUUUCUUGCUUUUCCUUCUAAACACAGAGUGAAGUAGUUAGUAAAUUAUAUUAUCAAAGAUGUUAGAUGUAAUGUUAGAUGUAUAAGAAAAUGUAGCAUAGAAGGUUCUGUCAUGAACUUUUCCUAAUUCUUGUUAUGACAAUUUUCCAUGAUGGUGAUAACAAUCAUGUUUUCUCUGCUCAAAAGAAAAAAAUAUAUAUAUGACUAAAAAUCUACAAGUAAUAUCUUCUCUAAAUCUCUAUUUUUUCUGUCACAUUUAUGAUUCAUACUAUCAGUAUUUUAGGCAAUUUCUCUCAACUGCCAUUUACCCCAUAAAUGUUAAAUGUCAGUUGUAAACAAAAAUCAUAUGUUGAAUGUUUGAUUUUACUCUGUAGGAUAAUUGUCUCUCUCUUUCUUUUCAUCAGUUGGACUCAAUUGCAUUUUAUUUCUUAUUAAUUGACUAUUGAGUUUCUAUCACAGGCAUAAGAUAUAGUAAUACCAUAGACUAGUGAUAAAGACAGACAGGAAUUAAUUCAUUUUAGUAAAUAAAGACUAUUAAAUCACAUCAGAGAACACAUCUCUGUUGAUGGGGCGUUUCAUGUGAUAGUGCAGUACUUGUGAUUUUGAUAAGAGUGUUGUCCAUGAAACAGCUAUACACCUACAGAAGUAUAGACAUGGGCCAAAUGUAAAUGUAGGAAGAAGCUGUUGAAUAAAUGAAACAGUACAUGGGCAUUGCAUUCAAGCAAUUCCUUCAAGUGUGCGAGUGCUGUCUAGAGUAGACAAUGUAAAUGCAGUGGUUAGCUUUUAUCCUCAGUGUAAUUCAUCAUGACACAUGCUACUAACCAAAUAGUUAAGCUUUAUUGUUUCAGUUGCUGUGAUUUUAUACUUUUGAGUUAUUUAUAUUCAUAACUUCGUGACUCAGUUUCUCUUUUUUUUCUCAUAUAUAUAUAUAUAUAUAUAUAUAUAUAUAUAUAUAUAUAUAUAUAUAUAUAUAUAUAUAUAUAUUUAUAUUUAUAACUUUCAAAGUUUGUUCUAGAUAUACUGGAAUACAGUAUAUAUAUUAUGGUUCUCUUCUGGAUAUUACUUGUGCCCACUUUUUUUUUUUCAAGAAUACAGAAACAUGUGACUAUCCACAUUUAUGUAAUGCAUUACUUUUCAAUUUAGACUACUCAAAGGAAACAUAUCCCCAACCCACCUCUACAAUAUCAGGAAUUGUAACAGAUAACUAGAAUUUUUGAUAAAGUCUGAUAUAUCUAUACAUAUAUAUAUAUAUAUAUAUAUAUA